Messenger RNA from Lates calcarifer (barramundi perch), 3680 nucleotides. RefSeq names its product protein SON (gene sonb). Lineage: Eukaryota; Metazoa; Chordata; Actinopteri; Centropomidae. The record is from RefSeq and is a predicted model, not a curated record. Gene Ontology annotation, biological process: regulation of cell cycle; regulation of mRNA splicing, via spliceosome. Gene Ontology annotation, molecular function: RNA binding.
GCAGGUGAAACAGAUCCCACCCGGACCCUGCUGUGAGAUGCACAUUAAACAUGGCGGCCAACAUAGAGCAAAUUUUCCAAGAUUUUAUAUUGAGUAAAAUCAGAGAAAUCGAAGACCAGAAUGAAGACAAAUCUGCUGGUGAAGGAGUGGGUGCUGGCAGUGAGUUGGAUGGAGCACAGAAAGCCACUUCAGAGAGAGAGAAACAGGAAGACUUCAGGGGCAGUGGAUCACAAAAGAAACACAAGAAGCACAAAAAACACAGAAGUAAGAAGAAGAAGAGGAAUCGAGAGAAGGAGAGCAGUUCAGAGUCUGCUGCAGAGCUGGAGGGAGGAAUCAAACAUCAGCCAAGAAGAGGAACACCAACAGAGGUGAAUAAAGAGCAAAGUGAGGCUAAGAAGAGUAAAUCCAAAUGUCACAAGCGGCAUUCAACGGGAAAGAGGAAGAAAAAGAGGAGGAGGAGGAAAGGUGAAGAGAACUCGUCAGAUUCGGACUCAGAGUACGUGUCAAAGCAGAGGGAUAGUAAAAACCUGUCACCAAGGAGAAGAGAGGAGCUGCCUGAUAUCAUCCCCAAACAGGAUAGUUCCAAUAAAGGAAGAAGAGAUGAGGAAAGACAUGGCAGGAGGAGUUGUCGUCGUUCCCGUUCGCAGUCACAUUCCGAUCAUCGUUCACAUUCCUGCUCAGCGAGGAGGAGCUCACGCACACGGUGUCGACACCACCACCGAAGGUCUAGGACUCGCUCCUUAUCCAGUUCACGGCGCCACAGGACCUGGUCCAGCUCCUCUGAAAAGAGGGGAGCUUUGGAUGAAUCCCUACAGUUCCCCCAAGGUCCGUCAGAAAGCCUCCAGCCGCCUCAGCUGGCCUCCAGCCCCAGCCAGAGAGACAUCAAAGUAGAGGAGCUGACGGAGUCGAGCACAGCCGGGCUGCAGAGCCCUGAGCAGUGUGAGAAGCCAGCAGAGAAAAAAGAAGAGAAAGCAGAGGACACAACACAAAAACUAGCUGCAGGUUGUGGCACAUCCCAGUCCAGAACUGCUGAACCUCACCAGACCACAGAGCCCGGCUUCCCUCAGCUUAAAGCGUCCGAAGACCCCGCCACCAGUGUUAAAUCACCAGCAAAGAAGAAGAGGAAAGCACCCAAAUCCCCAGAGAGGGUCAAAGAAGGAAAGUCGUCAAAAAGGCAGAGGAGAUCCAAGUCACCGGGUAGGAGCCACAGGAGGGGAUCCAGAUCGAGGAGCCCUUCAAGGACAAGAUCACGAUCGAGGUCAGGAGGCCGGAGGUCGUGGAGGUCACGUUCACGCUCAGCGUCGCGGGGCCGGAGGAGGGCUACGUACAGCCAGAGAGACCGAUGGAAACGAGAGCCGAGUCACUCCCCUGUCCUCAUCCUCCGUAAAAAUAGAUCCCCCACCAGGAAGAACUGCAGUUCGAGUAACAGCCCUCAGCGCAUCAGUGAACUGGAUAAGGAGCAGUUGUUGGAAAUUGCCAAGGCCAAUGCUGCUGCUAUGUGUGCCAAAGCAGGUAUGCCCAUCCCUGCUGGCCUGAGGUCCACAGUACUUCCCCUGGCUCUGCCAAGUAUGGCCAUGAAUGCUGCGAUGGCCGGUAUGACAGCUGCCACCAUGACAGCAGCCUUGUCUAACAUGGGCACUCUGUCUUCACUGCUCUCACUGCCCUCCAUCACCAACAAACCAUCUCCUGCCGCUGCACAACCCAACAUUGCUGCCUUGGAGGAAGUGAAGAGGAAAGUAGCGAAGCAGGCCUAACAGCAUUAGAUUAAGGAAUUUACUGAUAAAUGCAAGAUGAUCGUGGACAGUAAAGGAGAGCUGCCAGUGGCAGUGCCUCAUAUUUCAGACGAAGAGGAAGAUGGGAAACCCUUUGGAGGAUCAGCUCUUCGCGAGCAAAAGGCCAUCAGCUUCAGCAUCAAUAACACUACAGUUCGUCCAGCAGUGCGCAGUGAUGCAGGCAUGGCCAAAGAGUUUCCUGUGUCCUCAGGAUCGCAACACCGCAAGAAGGAGGGCGAGGCGUUGGGAGCCUAUGGAGAAUGGGUUCCAGUUGACAAAACAGACAAAGUGGCAGCUGUGUCCAGAAAGGCCCUGACCACUGCUCCCGUAGCGCCAGCAGCCCCCUCAUCAUCGUGUGAAACAGAGGCAGAAGGAUCACCAGAGGCCGUCGAACAGCCGGCGUUUGGGUCCCUUAAGGACAGCGUUUUUCCUGACCCACUAACACAGCCUGUAGAUAUCUCUCAGGCUGUAACUGAGAGAAUCAAAGCUCAGAGGCGUUUGGCUGAGAACCCCUAUGACGUCAGUGCCAUCUGCAUGCUCAGCCGGGCACAGGAGCAGGUGGAUGCAUGGGCCCAAUCAAACACUGUUCCUGGCCUCUUCACUGGUUCAACUGGAGCCCAGGUCCUUAGCUCAGAGGAGCUGUCCACCAGCGGACCACAAGCAUGGCUGAAGAAGGACCAGUUCCUCAGGGCAGCUCCAGUAUCAGGGGGUGUUGGGGAGUUCCUCAUGAGGAAGAUGGGCUGGAAGACGGGAGAGGGCCUGGGGAGGAACCGGGAGGGUACCGUGGAGCCCAUCAUUAUUGACUUCAAGGUCGACCGCAAAGGACUGGUUGCUGAAGGAGAGAAGCCACAGAAGCAGACGGGAGGACUGGUGGUGACCAAGGAUCUAAUGGGGAAGCACCCGGUGUCGGCUCUUAUCGAGCUGUGCAACAAGAGGCGGAUAAUGCAGCCAGACUUUGUCAUGGUCCAUCACAGUGGUCCUGACCACCGCAAGAAUUUUCUUUUCAAGGUGACAGUGAAUGGUGUGGACUAUCAGCCCCAGACAGCCAGCCCUAAUAAGAAACAUGCCAAGGCCAUGGCAGCUACAGUUGCCUUGCAGGCUCUGGGAGAGGUUCCUGUUGAUGGUCCAGGACUCUACACUGGCCCUGUCUUCACUGCUGCUUCUACUGGCCCCCUGUUCUCUACAUAGACACACACACACGCACAGGAGUGGGACUCACAGAUUAUACAUAGCUCAACAGUUUGACUGUACUCUCACUUCAGUUUGAGGGACACAGAAAUUUCCAGCUGAUUAUUUCCACUCUGUUGACUUAUUUAUAUUCUAAGAAAUGAACAAAUAUGAUAGGAACACGACAGUGAGAACCUCGAGGAACACUGUGGCUUCAGAUGGCACAGAGCAUGUUUGAGUCAAAGCUACAAGUGACCAAUUUUAUACCUGAAAAACCACUCUUGUCAUUUUAAGGUCAUUUUAAGUCACUAUGUUUAUGACAGGGUGGCAAAUAUAUUUUUGCAAGAUUGUCAGGACUGGGAAAGAGUCUCCAUCUCAUAUUAAAAGUGGAUGGCAUGUAUGUAUGUAUCUAUGUAUGAUGACAUUUAUAAUAUAGUAGCAUUUCAGCCAGAUAAACAAAUACUUUAGUCUAACUGUAGACCAAACACAAGUUUCUCUGCAACAGAUUUGCUGUUUGUCGCAGCAAAGCAGAGCUUAGUCGGGCCGUUAAAUGAAAAGUUCUGUCUGUAAAUGACUGUGUAGUGUUGGUUCACAACUUUUCUGUUGGUCCUGAUAUUAUAUUUGUGGCCUGGCAUCCUUCUAAUGAAAUGUUUCUCAUACAAGACGCUGUUAAACUUUGUGGAACUGACCUUCUAAAAAUGCGUAAACACAGAAUAAAGAUUCUAUUUAUGUUAUGUUGUA